Amphiprion ocellaris (clown anemonefish) is the source of this 2984-nucleotide messenger RNA. RefSeq names its product R-spondin-3-like. The transcript has 5 exons. The record is from RefSeq and is a predicted model, not a curated record. Bases 1979 to 2737 code for a protein of 252 amino acids. Lineage: Eukaryota; Metazoa; Chordata; Actinopteri; Pomacentridae.
CCUCUCUACCUCUUCUGUCCCUCUCAACCCGCCUGGCCAGCAGCAGAUGGGUUCCCCACAUAAAGAGCUGGUUGUGCUCGAGGUUUCUUUCCUGUUAAAAGGGAGUUUUUCUUGCCACUGUCACCUUUGGGCUGCUCUAUAUAAAUAGAAUUGAAUUAACACCAAACACAUGCUUUCACAGCUUCUAAUCCGGUUUUCUGCAGAUAAAACGUUGUAUAUAAAGGACAGCAUCUCCCGUUAGAGAAACUUUGACGUUACGAGAAUCGACAGCCUCUAAAAAAGAUCACAAAUGCGAACGUCAAUUUAAAGGAGGGAAAACAUUUCUCAGAAACCUCUGGAACGGCUUGGAUCUGUUUUAAGAACCGCAGAGUUCCCAAAACAGCCGAUAAAACGCACCAUUCUGGAAGCUUUCAUCACCUUCCAGCGCGUUUGUGGGAAUUUACUGAUUCUGUGUGACGCCUCCGGCUCUUUUAGUUUGGUUUUCUCAUUGGGAGGUAGUCAAAUCAUCCCGUAUCUCCACUUUUUAACCCUCGUUUUAAUGGGAAACACACUGCAGACUAAAUCUAAAAGCAGUCGUCUCGGGAGGAAUUCAGUUUUUCUUUUUCAACUUAGGUGUCGACGGAGUCAUGAACUGCUUCAAAAACAUUUCGACUUUAAACGGAACCAAAUGAGCAGAAAAGUUUUGUUUUGGUGGUGAGAAAUGACAGAUUAUUGGAAGUGUUUAGUCGCUGAUGAGCAGCUCUAAAGACGAGCCAGGCUGCUCAUGUUCUGAUGAGUUUCCAGAAAAUAAAAAAAGAAGAAAAGCAGAUUCACAGUCCAUUCAUUUUGCAUGCCUUAAUGACCUAAAGUCUGACUGAAAACACAAAUAAACAAGAGAAAUGCAUCAGUUGGAGUCACUUAGCAACCAAUAUUUACAAUAAUCUGAAGAGAAUCAAGAAUCAUUUCGUCUUAAUUAAAGAAGCCGCUCAAUCUACAGCUUCAUAAAAUCUAAUCAUUCCUUAUUUUUACAUUAUUUUAGACUUAAAGAGAUUUCUACAACCGCUUAAAUCAUCCUCUAAACAAUUCCACAGUUUCAAGUCAACUACCAAAAUAAAAUUUCCUUCUUCCUCCUGAUCCUGUCAGCUACAUUUCUCUGUUGUUUUUACAUGUUUUACUAGUAAUGCUGUGUCUAAAAUGUUCAAAUCCUUGAAGUUGUCUCAAAUUUCUGCAUCUUUAGCUCAAACUUUGCCCAGAUAAAAGUGGAAACAGCUUUAAAGUGUCAAAGUCUGCAUAUUGAAGUCAGAAGAAGUGACAAAAAACAUUGUGUUAGAGCAGUUAAUGGUGAUUUUUAACCAUUUCUGUGGACAAAAUGUUCAAAAAAAGGUUGCUCCUGCUUGGAAAAGACACAAAAAAAUGACAAAAUGAUGAUGAAUUUCACCACUUCUAUGCUGUUUUUACAUGUUUUACCAAAAAUGCCAUGUCUAAAAUGUUCAUUUCCUUUGAAGUAGUCUUAAAUCUUUGCGUCUUAAGCUCAACCUUUGCUCUGAUAAAAGUGGAAACAGCUUUAAAGUGUCAACUUCUGCACAGCAAAGAAGCAAAAACACAUUUUUGAAUGUGUGUCAGACACAACUUCGAGCCUGGAUCUGUAUAAAAAAGACGAUGAAUGGUUUGGAUCAGUUGAUUUAUGGCUGGAAACUUGUUGCUGUGUUUUGUGCCGGCUGCUCGGAGCAACAGACGAGGUGAUAAUGAAUGAGGAGGAGGGUCGAGCAGCCGGACCAGACUUUACAUUAGAUCUCUGUGAAUCUCUCGAUGCUCUGCUGUGUUUUCAUUCUCCUGCCGGCUCGGCUGAUCUCUUGGAAUGCAGCAGAAAACACCUCGUUUCUCAGCUGCUGCCUCGUUUCUCUGCAUGUGUCCAUCCGAAUGACUCGUGUGCAGAAUCCGGGAGCUUUUGUUUUGACAGGAAUGUGAUCAGAUUGGGCCGUAUGAGGUGAAGGAAAACAUGCGGAUACAAUCACUCCUCUGGAUUCUGCACCUCCUGAAUCUGACCGAAGCUCAAGACGGCAUGAAUAUCCUGCAGCACAGACGUCUGUCGUCGGUGAGCAGCGACUGUCGGUCCGGCUGUGCCACCUGCUCACCGCUCAACGGCUGCCUCACCUGUAAGAGUCGCUUCUUCUUCCACCUGGAGCUGGACGGGAUCCGUCAGAGGGGAACCUGCCUGACUUCCUGCCCCAGAGGCCACUACGGCCGACGCUCACCCAACAUCAGCACCUGCACCAGGUGUAAAGCCGACUGCGCUUCCUGCUUCAGCGAACAUUUCUGCACGAGCUGCCACCCGGGUCACUUCCUGUUCCGAGGCAGAUGUGAGAACAGCUGUCCAGAGGGUCUGACGGAGAACGCAGCGCUGCGAGAAUGUACAGAAUGUCCUGCGGGCUGUGAAGUGUGCACGAGGAGAAACGUGUGCACUAGAUGUCGAGAAGAUUUGUACUUCCUCCAUAAUCAGUGUCGCCUCACCUGUCCGAGAGGCUUCGAGUCCGACGUACAGCUGAUGCAGUGUAUCCCCCAAAAUCGCUGUGAAGUCGGGGAAUGGAGCCAUUGGGGUUCUUGUAUUCGUAAACGGAGGAUGCGAGGAUUCAGGAAGGGAGAACAAACACGAACCAGACGAAUCCUGAACUCCCUGAGUGUCCACGGAGAUCCCUGUCCUCAUGUGUCAGAGAUCAGGAAGUGUGUCAUCAAAAAGAGACGAAGCAGAAGGUCGUAGUGAUAUCUGUUUAUAUAUUCAGCUCCUUAUUGCACAUUCUGCUUUGUCUCAUAAUUUAAAAACUAUUUUUAACUGUCAAAAUGUGUUCAUCUAAAAAAAAGCUUAUUUUCAUAUCCAGUCCAACAGAAAUGAAUGGAUGCAGAUGAUAAUAGUUACUAAAACUAAUGUGUUCCUACAAAUUCAUCUUUGCUGCAUCACUUCCCUGGAAUUUUUAUUAAAUAUUAUCGUCAUACUUUAUGUUUUGUAA